CUGAAGACUGUUUCAUCUUCCCGCAGAAAAUAGGGUGUCGAAACUGUCUUAUAACCUCAGUUAUAUUUAUUACUACUUAAAGAUCGAAGAUGUAUUUCUUAUGAUAAUUGUGAUUUUAUUUGUGCAAAGGUUGUUCUAAGUGAUGUUGUGUAAGAUCAACCGUGUUCUUGCGGUCGUUCUGUAGCAUUUUUAAAAAUUAAACAUGGCCUCGAACCGUGGAAUUCAGAUUGGAUCCGCGUGGUUUCAACGGAAGCUAAACUUGAGACCGCAACACCGAGGCGUGCACCUUGUUACCGAGGAAAUCCUCAAGCAGGUGCCGGAGCUGUCUCAGUUUGCGGUCGGUCUUUGCCAUAUUCAAAUAAUGCAUACUUCAGCAAGUCUGGCACUUAAUGAAAGUUGGGAUCCUGAUGUUAGAGACGACAUGGAGAUGAUGCUCAACAAAAUAGUACCAGAAGGCCUUCCCUAUCGCCAUUCUUGUGAAGGACCUGAUGAUAUGCCAGCGCAUGUGAAAGCAUGUUUCCUAGGAUCAUCUCUAACAAUCCCAAUCACAGACGGCAAAUUAAACCUUGGAACAUGGCAAGGAGUUUGGUUAUGUGAACAUCGGAAUCAUGCUGGCAGCCGAAAGGUUGUGGUAACCCUUUCCGGUUGUCCGCGGGAUUCCCCACUGUCGCCGGUAUCAGCCGCCUCUUGCUCCAGUUAGGAAAGGGGGGGGGGCGCGACCCCCCAUACGCACUCCCACUCGCGCCCCUCCUCCAAAAGCACGCGGAGGUAAACCCCGCGUAACACCUUUUAUAUCCCACACAUAACUUAGAUGUUAGUCCUUAUUCUUACCUUAAAAUGACAAUAUGUACAUAAGAUAAAUAUUUUGUAACGCUUUGCAUGGCAGUUUGCAUGAGCCUCUUCCUUCAUCUGUGCUUUAAUGAUCAAAAUUUUUAUUUUUUAUUUAAUUAACUGUUAUCCUCAUACAAAAUUCCAUUGACUAUUGCAUAUGAACUACGAUCCCAAUGUCCUAUUCCGCCUCACUGUCAAAUUGCCAUGCAAUGUAUAAAGCCCUAUUAAUGUUAUGUUCACUUAACAUGAGCUGAACCCGUUGAAUUUGUACAUAAGUAUAAUGUACGACAAUUAAAAGUAUACAUGAAGUAAUAAAAUUGUUGUUUUGUUAUUGCAACUUGUCGAUAUUGUACAUAGAUCACGCGUGGAGAUUGCAAUAUAAUGCUUUGUAGGUUCGGUUGUUAUACGGGUUGAUGUUAACGGUAUUUUUAAACAUAACUAAGUGCAAUGAACAUAUGUAUGCUGGUUAGAAUGAAUUAAUUUAUAUAAAUUAUAUAUUUUCACUGUGCACUUGUUUAAAUUCAAAAAGCCCACUGGGGAGGUAUAGUUUUUUAACAACACAAUGUAACACUUUUUACAUCGGACACUAAUUUUAUUACACAAACUUUGUCUGUAAAGUCACUGGUUAACUGUUCAUGUAACAUAAGGUGCAUAUAAAUAAGCAAUUAGUUAAGUGCAUCUAAAUUCUUUCUUUCUUCAUGUUUAGGUUAGAUAGAACAUGAAACAUGUCCAUAGCUUUAAAUGUAACUUGUAUCAACGGGUCAUCUGCAUGACGGAAGCGAGGGAAAAAUCACCAAUUAGUAUAGUAGUUAUAUCAUUACUGAUAAGGUCAUUUAAGUGCCUCGAGUCCCUUGAGGUGGUUACGUGUUCAUUUGCAGACAUGUUUCAUACACUUUAUAUGUUGAAAGUCAUAUUGAUGGACUGAUUCCUCUCCAUAUACAUAUAUGUGCAUGUAGAUGCAAUCAUUGGUGGGAACCUUUUUAACUGUUCAUAUCAGUUUAAUUGAUAUAUAUAUAUCAACAAUGUUUUUAGUUGCAUAUUGAAAGCAUAUAUAUGUAUAGUUGUAUGUCUUCCUAUGCAAGUUCAUCAAGAUCCAGUUUAGUGUAAUUAUGAAGAUAAAGUUACUGAAUAUGUGAACGGUAUUAGGGUAUGUCAACACCUCUAUAUCCGGCCACAAUAAAAUUUAGGCUGUAACAAUAUUACGAUAGGAAGCUUCAGUACCAAGUGUUUGGUGGCUUAGGAAUAGGUGUUAAUAUAGAAGUGUAAAAUGGAUUAACCAAUAGCAAGUGUCGUUUUUAUAUGAAUCGAAAUGUAGAAUAUUUUAUCGUGAGGUUUCUUACUGAGUCAUUUAUAUAUCUGUAAUAUCAAUGUGUAUUAAUUUUUAUUUUUUAAAAAAUUACGUUAGCAAGAGCUUAAUAUUGGAAUGGAAUAGGAUAUAUUCUUCUAUUCAUAUUGGCAAUAAGCUAUGUAUUUGAGGUUUUAAUUUAUUUUUACUUUGAAAGUGUUUGAUCCAUCGUCAUUGCUUUUACUGCACAAUGUAACCGGGAAAUAGUUAUGUCUUAAUGCAAUAUAAAUAGUAGAAUAUGGGUUAGGUGGUACAUAGUAUUGUCUGCGGGAGUGACUGGGAACUCUUGUAUUGCCCGUCCGGGGUACAUUUUAUACACGCACAAAGAGGGCAGGCCGCAGACGCGUAAUUAUUCUUUUGAUACCGCAUUGUAUAAAGAGUAGAUGACACAGACACGAUCCGUUUUCCCGCCAACUAUUUUAAUCUUUGUCUCAUCUUCAUAUUAACUCUUUUGUUGGAUAUUCAAUGUCAGAUUAAGUUUCUAUAUCUAGUUUGCAUCAACAAUAUAUUUGAUAUAUCCAAAUAUGCUUAUCAAUACAAGUUUGUAAUAAUUAAGCACAAAUUAACAAUUAAUUUCUCACUUAGAUCGCCUUGGUAAUGUUUCACAUUUUGUCUUUUUGGAUAGGAUUUUUGGAUGAGGGUUCGGGGCUGGUUUGAUAAGUGCUUUUUAACAAUAUUUAAGGUUUGUAUAUAUUUUUUGCAAUAAAAUAACAUGUAUGUAUAACAAUAUCCAUGUAAAUAAUAUUUAUUCAUGUAUAAAAGAUGUUGAGUGCCGUUUGUGUGUGGGUGUAAAGCCACUGCCAUAAACAAAUUUGCCUCUUUACAAUAUUAUAUUGGAUAUGAAUAUUAUUUUGGCAUGUUAUUGUCAAUUUGAUGUUUUUUUAUUAAGUCACUACCUUAUAAAUAUAUAUGUAGGUAUAGGUAUAGUAAGUUUUCCAAAGUGAAAUGGCUGUAGCGACUGGUUCGCUUAGAUUUAUCUUACAUUCCUUUUUAUACAUACAUUUUUCCAUACAUUCCCUAGUGUCCACGGGAUUGUACGAUUUUGAUUACCGCUUUUAUAGCAGCCCUGCAAUAUCAGGGUCAAAAUUAUAAAGUACAUUCUAUAAAACCUUUUUUGUAUUGAAAUGUAUAAGUUUUGUUCAUAUGUGAAGUUAUUUCAGUUAAAAACUGAAGCAGUAAGAGGUUCCAUUUAAAUAUUGCAAUGUUAAUUUUUUCUGGUACAAUUAACCGUGGACGCGUGAUUACAUUUUGUUUUCUCAAAGCAUUUUAUUUAGCCUAUAAAUACUGAGUACUGACCCAUUUUAGGCUGUUUUUUAACAACGAAUGUCUAGAGAUUAACCUUUAAGUCGAAAAUUUUCAACAAAAUGUCAUGUUUUAGAUGUUGUACAACCUUAACCUAUGUACAAUCUGUGUUCUGUUAUUUUGUUUUAAGUGGAAAUUUUCUAAUCAUAACCACAUACAGUCUAUUUAUUUUUUUCAUGAAAAAAACACCAAUAUACAUUAACUACCGAAAUUUUUGGUAGCUUAAGAAAGUGUGAUACUUUUUAUAGAAUAAAUGCGUAUAGAUAAAAUUUACUAACACUGGAUAUCAAAUUUAUUAUAAGUAUAGCACACACUGCACCAAUUUUCGAUUCAUUGUUUAUGAUAAAAUUAUUCUGGAAAUCCAUUGAUUCUGUCUACAUCAUUCCUGAGAGAAAUUGGUGUGAUUUUUAAUUCAGUUUUCCAUUGAAAGUGUGACAUCAAACAUGAUGUCAUAGUUUUUAACUAAAAGUGGUUGUAAUAAUUGUGUUAUGUUUUUGGAAAUACUUUCAUAAUAUAUCUUGAAUAAACAAAAAAAUUUAAAUAUUAAUUGUUUUAUAAAAAUAUACAUACAUACAGGAUUCAAUAUUGUUUUCAUACGUUUUUUAAAAAGGUUAUCUUUUUAUCCACAAAAUUAUGAUUAGUUUAGAUGUCGCAAUGUUAUACUAAUAAAAUAUUUUCUGUAUUAAAAUAUAGCGAAAUGGUAACAAAUUUACUGUAUGUGCACGAACUUACUGUAAUAAUAAUUUAUCAACGUAAGAAAAAAUGAUUUAUUAAUAUUGCACAUAGGAAAUUGAGGUUGUAAAACAGGUUUAAAUAAAAUAACCAAUAUGUGAGACAAAUAAUUUGUGUGUAAUAUUGUUUAAGAACAAUAAAAAAUAUGGUAUUGUAUGAUUGUAUGUACAGAAUAUAAAAUUCAAAACAUGUCAUGUUCUUUAUCAGUUGUCAACUUGUCAGUUUGACAGUCCGCUAAAAGUGACAGCUGGAUGUCAAAUGUAUCAUAUAACUUGUACAAUAUAAAAUAUUAUAGAUCCCACGAUUAUAAAAGAGAAUUAAAUAUUUGCAAAAGUU
This is a messenger RNA of Papilio polytes (common Mormon), 4546 nucleotides long. Its product is annotated as UPF0047 protein YjbQ. The coding region runs from base 203 to 700 and encodes 165 amino acids. The record is from RefSeq and is a predicted model, not a curated record. The transcript is spliced from 4 exons. NCBI's taxonomy places the organism in Eukaryota, Metazoa, Arthropoda, Insecta, Lepidoptera, Papilionidae.